AUGACGUUUUUCAAGAAAAACCGAAAAGGGAAUUUUAACCGAAGUUAUGAGAAUGAAGCUAAAUUAGAUAAAAUAAUUUUGGGUGGGACAUUUUUUAAAUAUUGUGAAAAUGAUUUAGUAAUAAAAAAUAAAUUAGAAAAUUUAGUCCCAUAUUUUAAUGGUAGGAUUUUUUUAGAAAAUAAAGAAGAGAUAGGAAAAGUUGAUGAAAUAUUAGGUCCCAUUAAUGAUUUUUUUUUUUCGGUUAAAUUAAAAGAAGGGAUAUUAGCAAAAUCCUUUUCAAGUGAUACGCAAUUUUAUAUUGAUCAAUCGCAAACAUUGCCAUUAAGUAGAUUUUUGCCACAAGAUAAUAAAGCACAAAAUAAGACAAAGAAAAAGAAAAGAUCAAAUAGAUAUAAAGUGAAAAAUAACUCAAAUCCCAAUAUUAAGAAGUCCAGCAAUUUCUCUUAUGGAGGUCACAACAGAAAUGAUAGGGGUGGCAGGAAUGAUGGUUCUUCGAAAAACAUGAAUAAUGCAAAUUUUAGAAAUGGUAAAAAUAAUUUUAAGAAAAGGUCAAAUAGCGGUCGUAAAUUUAGUAAUCAGAGAGGUAGGUUUUGA
Messenger RNA from Plasmodium malariae, 594 nucleotides. RefSeq names its product H/ACA ribonucleoprotein complex subunit 1, putative (gene GAR1). Bases 1 to 594 code for a protein of 197 amino acids. Gene Ontology annotation, molecular function: box H/ACA snoRNA binding. The transcript has a single exon. Gene Ontology annotation, cellular component: box H/ACA snoRNP complex. NCBI's taxonomy places the organism in Eukaryota, Apicomplexa, Aconoidasida, Haemosporida, Plasmodiidae. The record is from RefSeq and is a predicted model, not a curated record. Gene Ontology annotation, biological process: ribosome biogenesis; snoRNA guided rRNA pseudouridine synthesis.